Effrenium voratum is the source of this 3667-nucleotide messenger RNA. The record is from the annotation of a GenBank genome assembly. NCBI's taxonomy places the organism in Eukaryota, Dinophyceae, Suessiales, Symbiodiniaceae.
CCGGGCCUCGAAUCUUCCGGCCGGCCUCUCAAGUCACGGCCAUGUGGCCAUGCUGCCUGCGCUUUGCGCGCCCCGCGCGGCCCUUACGCCCCGCGCGCCCCACGCGCCCUGCGCGCCGACGCCGCGACCUGUCCGGGUGUCCAACGGAGGUCAUGCCGGCCGAUGGAGAGGGCGUUUGGUGUCUGUGGUGGGAUUGAGCCUUCUGACGCAUCGGUGUCGGACAGCUCGCUCGGCAGAAGAAUCGAAUGAAGGAGAAGCUCGGGGCAUGGUGCGGCGCAUCCAGCAGGCGCUGGAUACCUAUGGGGAACCUUUGGAGCUCUCUGUGCUGGGCUCUUUCCUGGAGUGGAGCUCAGAGCUACGGCGCCGGCACGGGCGCCUGAGCGUCUUCCUGCGGCAGCGCCCGGAGCUGUGGCUGUCUGCAGGCUGCGUUGGCACAGUCAAGCCUCGCACCUGGCCAGACACACCGACCACCUCUCUCUCUUCACUUCGGGCUGUGGAGCUCUUUUCGGGGAUAGGAGGACUGCGAGCGGCCUUCCAUCGCGCCUGCCAUUUGGAAGGACGCAGCGUUGGCCAGAUGUCGGAGUGGGUAAACUUUGAGUCGUCACGGCUUGCGAACCAGGUCUACAGCCGCAACUUCUCGGUGCCCUAUGAGCCAUUGCUGCCGAGAGACAUCCGGCGACUGCAGGCCUCUGAGGUGGAAGGCGCGGACCUCUGGGUCAUGUCUCCGCCGUGCCAGCCGUACACGCGCAUGGGCCUGCAGCGGGACCUGGCGGACCGGCGCGCGGCGCCGCUGAAGCGGCUGCUGGAGCUGCUGCCGAAACUGCGGCGCCCGCCCGAGGGAUUGCUGUUGGAGAACGUGGUGGGCUUCGAGACCUCGGCGUCCUUCGAGUUGCUGUCGGAGGCGCUGUGCCGAGCCGGCCUGGAAGUGCGGCAGUUCAUGCUGAGCCCCUUGCAACUGGGCAUUCCCAAUAGGAGGCCGCGCAUCUACCUGCUGGCUCGCCGUUCCGACACGCCUUGCGUGCAUCCAUUGGAAUCCGAGUUUCCAGGGCAGCAACGGUCCCCGGAGCCUCAACGAUUAGAGACCUUCCUGCAGCCGCGCCAGGAGAUUGACACGGAGACUUCAGUCCCCGCGAAGUUGCUUGAGCUGCUCUGGAAUCGGGGGCAAAGAUGGGAGGUGGUGACGGCGGGCAGUACCAGCUCUUCAACUUUCACCUCAGGCUACACAACUACUUGCUUUGACGCUCACCGCUUUGGGCCGCUGCUUGCUGAGAGCGGCGACGACCGUCGCUCAGACUGGUGCCCCCCUCGGCCCUUGCCGGGCGGCCGCAUGCAACGUCUAGUGGAGCCGGGUGAGGCAGUGAGGUACUUCACGCCGCAGGAGCUGCUGCGGAUCCAUGGCUUCCCGGAGACCUUCUCCUUCGGCAAGGCGACGCAACACCAACGCUACAAGCUCAUUGGUGACUCUAUCAAUGUGAAUGUGGUGGCAGAAUUGAUGCGCUAUUUGUUAUUUGAGUGGAUGGAGCUGGCAUGCAUCGAUGGGCAAAAGGGCUGGAGCACAUUCGGCGCCCAUUGGUAUGUUCUGUCGCGGAAGGAUGAGCUGGACAGGCUCGCAGCGGCAGAGGACAGCGCUGCGGGCCCUUUCUCCGUGUCGCCCUUUGUGCCCUGCGCCGCAGGGCGCAUACCUUACGUCCUGCAGGCAGCGCGCCUGAGCUCAGAGGACGUGCUGUGGGAUCUGGGCUGUGGUGAUGGUGUUGUCCUCAUAGAGGCAGCCCGGCGCUGCGGCUGCCGCUGCGUUGGCCUUGACAUCGACGGCCCGUGCAUCGAAGCUGCCCGCAGAAGGGCCUGCGAAGCCGGCGUGGCCGAGCUUUGCACGUGGCUGCGGUGUGAUAUGCUGACGCUGCCGCAGGGCACGCUGAGCGGCGCCGCUGAAGCUCCGAAGGAGCUGCAAGGUUUGGCAGCCACUGUGGCUUUGGUCUUCCUGACCGCCCAUGGGCUGGUGCGGUUUGCACCAUGGCUCCACCAGGAGUGGGCGUCAGCCCGGCUGCGGCUGAUCACGUGCGUGGAGUCUCUGGACUCUGCAGUUGACUUCAAUGAGCCGGAUGCGCUGUUUGCGAACCCAAACCCGUUGAACUGGCCUGUUUGCCGCGAUUUGGAGCGCUGGGGUGUUUUCGUGGUGCCGCCAUGCGGCGAGGACGUCGGCGCGUGGAGCGCCGGCGCGCGGCCGCUGCAGCUCACGCGUGCGGAGGCCGAGGCGACGCAGGCCGUGGUGCUGCGCGUGCUGGACGAGGCAGAGGUGGACAAAUUGAACGAGAUUGGUGGGGCCCUGCUUGCGGGAGAUGACACAGAUGAAGGAAUUGAUCUUUUUGCUACCUCAGAGGCGGGCUUUCACAAGGCGGCGGAGGCUGCCUUGCACCGCUCGCAGCAGCACCGGGUGCUGUAUCUCCAUUCCUCCAAGGUCCGAGGCCGAGCCCAGUUCUUGGAGGAUUUGGAGGCGAAGCUUGUGGCAUUCAUGAAGUCAGAGGAUGCCGCCCGUUGGGGCCUACUGUCAAAGCGACAUGUAGCUGUUCGCAGCAUGGAGUACCACGCCUACAGCGACGGUGGCUCUGUGAUGGAUCCUGAACACCGGGAUGACGGCUCCUUGCUGACCAUGUCAGUGCUCCUUUCGAGGCAAGAAGACUUCACUGGGGGCAUGUUCAGCACCUUUGCUGGACAUGAGCGCAUUGAGCACGAGAUGCAGAGGGGCGAUGGUGUCUUGUUUCUCUCCGAGAAGAGGCACAACGUGAGCGCUGUCACGGGCGAACGACGCACUCUUGUCCUGGAGCUUUGGGAAGGGUCUGGGCCUGCGAUCUGGUGCGAAGGAGGGGACUCGUGCGGCUUCCGAGGCCGCGCAACCAGCAUGGUCGCCAUGACUAGCCUUGCCCCGACGCCGAUUCUCGAAAAGAGAGCGGAAGUGGCAGCUUGGACACAUGAAGAGGAAGUCAAGCAGCGGCAAGAAAAGGAGAUGGAGGAGAAAAUGAUGCAAGCUCAAGGUCUGAAGCCAGAACCCGUGCCUCGGCCAAUGACCGAAGACACGCUGCGCCGGGAUGGUUGCGACGAGAUGAACCGUGUGCUGCGGACCAUUGCGACGGAGCCGGCAGAUGUUCCAGUGGCGGGCUGCGACAAGAAGCUGCCUCCCGGCUUCCAGAGUGAAGUUGCGGAGGCGCCCAAGUCACCAAAGCCAUCCAGUCCAGUGAGGAUGAGCCAGACUGAGACGCGCUUGCAGUGGCGCAGCAGGGUGGACAACUCUCUAAGGCGACUCAUGCUGAAUGUAGACCUCGAUGGGGACGAGCGCCUCAGGGACUUCGCUCACCAGGCUCGAUGCAACCAUCUCGACAAGAUCUUCGACUGGUACCAGACACACGGUGGGAAAGAAGUUCGCAAGGAGAUUCAGAGGGCGAAUGCUCCUGCCUUCGUGCGCUACAGUCAGGAUGGGCCAGUAAUGCCUGGUUCUCUACGAGUGCCAAAGACGCCGAAGGAGAAGAUGGAGAAAAAGGUUGACAAGAAGGACACGUCCUUGCCGGGCUUGGCGCGCGGCAUCUCGUCUCCUGCUCUCAUUGCAGCCGGCUCGUUGAACAUGGACAUGAGCCCAGCUGGCACCCCACUGCAUACGCCCAAGGCGAGCAAAUGA